Lycium ferocissimum is the source of this 990-nucleotide messenger RNA. Its product is annotated as MATH domain and coiled-coil domain-containing protein At3g58260-like. NCBI's taxonomy places the organism in Eukaryota, Viridiplantae, Streptophyta, Magnoliopsida, Solanales, Solanaceae. Bases 1 to 990 code for a protein of 329 amino acids. The record is from RefSeq and is a predicted model, not a curated record. The transcript has 6 exons. Gene Ontology annotation, molecular function: protein binding.
AUGGAAGAAGUGAAAUUUGAAUUGAAUAGAGGACAAGACAAGUGCUACCAUCCCAACCCCGAAGACAGUGGCUUACUUGAUAUAGCGAGAACACUGAGAGAUAUCCCACCAGCUCACUAUAUAUUAAAAGUAGAUUCAUUCUCAUUCCUUGUUCAACUACUUGAGAAAGCUGGAAGAAAGAGAUACGAGUCUGAUGUUUUCGAAGCCAGUGGUCACAAAUGGAAACUGUGUCUCUAUCCAAAUGGCGAUCAAGAAAGAGGUGGAAAGGGACACAUCUCUCUCUACUUGACCAUCACAAACACGGAGGCUUUACCUCUGGGUUGGGAGGUUAAUGUGAGUUUCAAGUUCCUCGUGUUUGACCAGACUCGUGACAAAUACUUGACAAUUCGAGAUAUUAACGAGAAGCCAAGACGCUAUCAUGCAAUGAAAACUGAGUGGGGGUUUUCCAAACUACUCCCACUCCCUGGGUUCAAUGACCCUACAAACGGAUACCUUGUUGGUGACAAAUGUGUAUUUGGCGCGGAGGUGUUUGUUAUUAAAUAUAGUGGUGCAGGAGAGCUUCUACCGCAGCCCAAAUAUCUUGCUGGUCAGGUUCACACUUGGAAUAUCUCUAACUUUUCCCGUUUAACCAGCUCAGUUCCUGCAUCAAGUUUCACGCUUGGAGAUUGCAAGUGGCGGUUAGAGCUCUAUCCCAAAGGAUACCCCGUAGACGAACACAAUGACCUUGCAAUCGGAAUCCGCUUAGCUGACACUACAUCGACAGUGCGUGCAACUUAUAAGCUGACGAUAAAGAAUCAAGCGCAUGGAGAGGAUGCCACGGUUACAGCACUUGUUUCAUGUUUCUCUGGUACAAGUAGUUUCUGGUGGCUUUGGAGGAAUCCCCAAAAUUUAGGUCCAGCGACUGAUUUAUCUAAGGGAUUUCUUGUGCGUGAUACAUUGGUCGUUAAAUUCGAGAUUACGCAUAUUUUUGCAGUGAAAAGAUUUGCCUAG